UUGCCUAAAAAUCUGUCAAAUUUUUGUAAACAAACCAACUUCCGGUUUUUAAAGGCGAAAAUGUUAUCACGGUGAUAGUGGCCAAUUCUUUGCUUUAUAAGAAAUAUAAUCAACUCUUAAGAUGGCAGAGGAUAUAGAGGAUGUAUCAUUCCUACCAGGUGACUCCUUGAACAGGAAGUCCUUGUAUGAGCCCUCUAUCCCCCAGCGAUGUCGACAACUGGUCUGUAGCCAGCGGAAGGCCACGAUCUUUGUUGUAGUGAUGGGAGUUUUCAUACUCGUAAUCGCACUUAUUGCUGCGUUUGCCAGAUCUGGAUCUAGGACCUGUGCGGAUCAAUCCGCGGAAUCAAAGCCAUCCAAAUCUACUCCGGUGGAAGAUUAUAUUGCCACCAAUGGGGAGAAAUUCCCAUGGAGAGAUGUACGACUUCCGACAUCAGUUUCUCCAUUGGAAUAUGAUAUCCACCUUCAUCCUAAUCUCACAGAAAGAAAGUUUUCAGGAAAAGUGACAAUUAAGUGUAAAGUUGUAAAAUCAACAGACUUCAUUGUAUUGCAUUCCAAAGAUUUAACCAUUUCCAAGAUUUUGCUGACAGUUGAAAGUGUAGAGAAGAAAAUAACAAAGAAAUUGGAGUAUAUUAAAAAUGAACAAAUGUAUUUAAAAUUAGAGUCUAGCAUUCCUGUUGGGAAAAAUAUUUUAAUAACAUUGGAUUUUGAAGCAAAGUUGGUAAAGAAGUUGUCUGGAUUUUAUCUGAGUUCAUAUGAAGACAGCAAAAAAGUUACAAGGUAUCUUGCGGUCACACAGUUUGAAGCCACUGCAGCCCGGGAAGCAUUUCCAUGCUUUGACGAGCCGGCCAUGAAAGCAAAGUUUUCUAUGUCCAUUGUGAGAGAUAAAGACUACAUUUCACUUUUUAACAUGCCCCGGGUAUCUUCUAAACCUUACAAAGAGAACCUGGUGUUGGACCAGUUCCAGCAGAGUGUUCAGAUGAGCACAUACUUGGUGGCAUUCAUUGUGUGUGACUUUGCCUCCAUUACAAAUAAAACCAAGGCUGGUACUGAUGUGACAGUGUAUGCUCCUAGAGACCAGAUAGAUGAGGCACACUUUGCUUUACAUGUGGCUGUUACUGUAUUAGAGUGCUACAAUAAACUGUUUGACAUUCCAUAUCCUUUGCCAAAACAAGAUUUAGUAGCCAUACCUGAUUUCUCAUCUGGAGCUAUGGAGAACUGGGGACUGAUAACGUACAGAAUGACAGCAGUGCUGUAUGAUCCUAAACACUCCUCAACUCGCGACAAGGAGUGGGUCGCCAUAGUUGUGGCUCAUGAACUCGCUCAUCAGUGGUUUGGAAACUUGGUGACAAUGGAGUGGUGGGAUGACUUGUGGCUCAACGAAGGGUUUGCGACAUUUGUAGAAUACCUGGGGACAGAAUCACUGAAAGAAUCCUGGGCAAUGGAGAACCAGUUUUUUGAGCUGACCUUGAUUCCAGCCCUGAAGCGGGAUAGUUUGAAGAGCUCCCACCCUAUAGCCACACCUGUCCAUAACCCAGACCAGAUUAAUGACUUGUUUGACUCCAUUUCCUAUUUCAAGGGAGCCUCUGUUAUUAGAAUGUUGAGAAGUUUUCUUGGGAAUGCUGAUUUCAACAGUGGCAUUAGUAAUUACCUGAAGAAAUACAAAUACAGUAAUGCAGUAACUAAUGACUUGUGGCAGGCCCUAUCAGAGGCUUCAAAGCAGAAAAUCGAUGUUACUUCAGUGAUGAACACAUGGACUAAACAGAUGGGGUACCCUGUCGUUACGGUGACUCGACAGGAGUCAAAGGUCAGCCUCACUCAGAGUCGCUAUCUCAGCUUCCAUAACUCAACCAUCAAAGAAGAAUUUCAGUCUCCAUUCAGUUACAAAUGGCAUGUGCCUUUUAUAUACGGUGUGAUGGAUCAUAAUGGAAAAUUUACCCAGAACAAAAUAUGGCUACACAUGACAUCAGCUUCUGUAGAUUUGGAUAGCAAUAUAAAGUUGAUAAAGGGUAACUAUGGUAACAGUGGAUAUUACCGAGUGAACUAUGACACAGGUACCUGGCAGACAUUAAUACAACAACUAAACAACAAUCACAAGGUAUUUUCUCAAGGGGACAGGGCAGGGUUGAUUAGCGAUGCAUUUGAAUUUGCAAGAUCAGGACUUCUGAAUGUCACAAUUCCUCUGCAAAUGACAAAAUACCUAGAGAAUGAGGAGGACUACCUCCCCUGGAGUUCAGCUAUUUCUGGUCUGACCUACAUAAAACAAAGGAUACAAGACAGAGAUGAGGUCACACUCCUCAAGAAGUAUGUUUUGAAAUUAAUGGAAAAUCAACUGAAAAGGCUUGGAUGGAAAAGUGAAGGAGAGUAUUUAACAAGGCGUCUCCGUACACUGCUUAUAUAUGUCGCAUUAGAAUACGGAAAACAGGAUGUAGUGAAAAAAGCCACCGAUCGAUUUAAACAAUGGAUGAAAAAUACAGACCAGAUAGAUCCAGAGCUGCAGGAUGUGAUUUUUGAUGCCGGUGUUAUGUAUGGUUCAGAAGCAGAUUGGACUUUUGUCAAGAACCAAUACUUAACUGUUCUGGUACCGUCAAAGAAAAAACAGUUAAUGAAAGCUCUGGCAAAAUCUAAAGACGACUCCAUACUUGCAAGGUAUCUGAAUUAUGCUCUGGACAGUAAAAUCAUUAAACACCAAGACAUUGCCACCGUGAUCAACUAUGUGGGAGGAAAUACAGAUGGAAGGCUCUUAGCAUGGAGAUUUGUUCAAAGGAACUGGCAAAAGCUACGGAAAUGGUUUGGAGAUGUCCCCUUCACUCUCUCUAGCAUUAUAGAGGGCAGCACAAGUGAAUUUUCUACCCAGUUUGAUCUGGAGGAGGUUCAGAAAUUUUUCCAAGAACAUGAUGCAGGACCAGGGACAAGGUCAGUACAGAUGGCGCUAGAAAAUAUACAGAUGAACACACAAUGGCUGGAGCAGAAUGGGGAAACUGUCAUAACAUGGCUACAGACAAACACAACAUAGGAGUUCUAGCUAG
Messenger RNA from Saccostrea cuccullata (small rock oyster), 3026 nucleotides. Its product is annotated as endoplasmic reticulum aminopeptidase 1-like. The transcript is spliced from 19 exons. The record is from RefSeq and is a predicted model, not a curated record. Gene Ontology annotation, cellular component: cytoplasm. Bases 122 to 3013 code for a protein of 963 amino acids. Gene Ontology annotation, biological process: proteolysis; peptide catabolic process. Lineage: Eukaryota; Metazoa; Mollusca; Bivalvia; Ostreida; Ostreidae. Gene Ontology annotation, molecular function: peptide binding; zinc ion binding; metalloaminopeptidase activity.